AUGGUUCAAACAGCUGCAUCAGAGGCCGCGCAACUUCUCGAUCUGACGUAUGUACUGCUGAAAAUGGUGCCUUCAGAUGACUUGCCUGUACUUCCUGGAUGGACAGGUUUUAAUACCCUCCUGCGCAAAGAUAACAUCCCAAGUAUCUCAAGAGUUGGCUAUCUCCCUGUCAUCGACGCGUCUCCGACAGAGUAUUCCACCAUUAAUACGAUCCUUAAAAGAAGCACCAAGAUAGCAGACCAGCUGCAGCUUCAGUACGCGACUCUGGUAUUUGACGAGGCUGUCUACGCCAAAAUCCAGCAUGUACGAUGGAAAAAUGACACCUACUACGACCGUUUCAUAGUACGUCUUGGAGAAUUCCAUGCAAUAAUGUCAUUCCUGUCAGCAAUAUCUAAGAUCUUUGAAGAUGGAGGGCUAAAGGCAAGUUAAAACUCAUUUUUGUCAUUUAUUUCAAGGAUUUUAAAAUACUUAAAAGCAUUCUGCUGCGCAAUUAUCUUGAAAUAUCUCUUCGAGAUAUAUUUUCCUGUGCAGGAAAUUCAAAAGAUCAUAUAAUAAAAUUCAUUGUAUAUAAACAAUCACUAAAUGGUUUUUAAUUUAUUUUACAGGAUGUUUUUAUCGAGUCUGGAAUAGUGAGUGAGGGCUCCAUAAAGGGUGUUAUGUCAGGCAAACACUAUAACCGCUCCCUGCUUUGUCACAAGACUAUGUACGAAGCUCUGCAAAGACUACGAUUUGAAGAAUUUCUAGACACGCUAGACGACGAAAGCCAAGAAGACAUCUCAUCGUUUGUUGAAACCAUGAAAAAAGCGUUUGAAGAGGAUCAACUACGCGAAUAUAUCAAUAGUGAACAAAUGGAACAGCUAUGUGAGCGUUACGAAGCCUUUAUUGUCGAGUCAUCAGCUAGAUCACUUACCUUUGCCUACUGGAGCAUGUACAUUCAAAUGACUGGUAAUUAAUUGGCUUACAGUAUUACAAAUGUAUCUGAAAUAAAAAAAGGUAUUUCAAAGGCUAAUUCUUUUUUUAUUUUUCUAGGCAUACUUCUGUUAUUCAUCCGAGCAACCAGAGAAGUGGAUUGGAACCUUCAUUUGUCAUCAUUUCGAUCAAUGAUCCCUUGGUUUUUUGCGUGCGAUAAAGUUAAUUACGCAAGAUAUGGCUCAGCGUAUUGGCUAGAGAUGAUUUCAUUAGAGAAAUCCCAUCCAGGUACAUGUGUGUUUUUGUAGUCUUAUUACAUUGUAGCCUAUUAAAACGCUUGCUUGAAAUUGGACAGCCAUUCUUUUACAUACAGUAUAUUUAAUGUAGGAUAUGUUUAUAUUAUAAAAGUUUACUUCUUUGUAAUUUAUAGGAGCUCUUCCAGAAGUUUCCGCAAACUUCGCGGUACAACGCCAGAACAAUUAUGGGUUUGCAGCCGUUGCGUGCGACCAAACGAUCGAACAGACAGCUAACAGAGAUUCUAAAACCAAGGGUGGUUUGAUAGGCUUUACAAUGAAUCGCGCAUCAGUGCAUAGAUGGCUCCUCUCGCAAUCUGAAAGGGCUAGGAUCACAGGCCAGUGCAAAUAUAUGGCUGGAAUUAACUGCAAACCACGGUAAGUUUGUAUUCAAUUAAGUUUGUGACCGAAAGCUGAAAUUUAAUAGAAAUCUUUCACACCAACUAUGCAAAUAUUUGAUCAGAAAUGUCAAUGACAAUAAUAAUUGUAUUUCUUUAGAAACAAAAAAGAUCUGGAUGCAACAAAAUGCCAGAAUUAUGAAAAUUCUGUGUGCGGUGUCCUAGCAACAAUUACAAGCAUGAUCAAUCCAUUUAACUCCGAUCAAGAUGGGCUCGUCAAUAUAACAAGUGGCGUUGAACUACCAAAGGAUUCAGCUAAAAGUCUUCUUGACGCAGAAAAGUUGGGUGAGGGUCAAUUCACUGCAUUUUGCGAAGACAACCUUUUAAGCAAGAAACCUGAUAUAUUUACCCCGAUCAAGAGAAACAAAAUAAGGACAUUUUCAAGCAAGACCAAAACAAUGACAGACAAGAAGGGCCAAACAAUAGCUGUCAAAUCAACCAGAAAUCUCUUUGCGCGACUGUUGGUUAUCUCCAAAACACGCGAAAUCGACUUGAAGGGACUUCUUUCCUUUAGCUUAAGUGAAUUCCCACUAUCCAUUGCCACUGUUUCCGGAGAUCUUGUGAAAACCACUAAGUCGAAGAUGUUCGAAGUAUUGGAGAAGACCGCAAGUAGCCCAGUAGUAGAUGUAGAGAACCUUCAAAAUGGAACUGCAUUAAUCGUAUAUGGUAUGGCCGUAGUACAGGCCAUGAAGGGAAAGUGGAGAACAUUUGGAGAAUUUGCUGAUUCAGUGUUUUCCUAUCUGUUGAAUCUUGUAAAGCAAUGGAAGGCUGUACGACUCGAUUUUGUUGCAAACAGGUACCCCUCAUUAAGUAUCAAGAACGCAGAAAGAGCAAAAAGAGCAGCUCAAGGUGUACAGAGAGUUCACAUCUACAAUAAAGACCAGAAUAUCCCAAAACAGUGGAAAAAAUACUUGAGCUGUGGAGACAACAAGGAGUCAUUGGCUGUGUUUUUGUGUGGUCAUUGGAGUACGUACCACUCGGCCCAAAUGAAGAGUUUAGAGUCGUUCUACGUCACCUCAGCAGAUAAGUGUUAUUUACUUUCCCAUGGCUUAUCCCCAAGCGAUACAGUUCAAAGGAUAGAAGUUGCAGAGCUAAGAUGUGAUCACGAGGAAGCCGAUACGCGAUUACUGCUUCACUCAAGACAUGCAGCCGAAGCACAUGCUGAGAUAAUAAUCAAAUCACCCGAUACAGAUGUGUUUUUACUGUGUACAGCCAUGCAGAAAACAAUUGGCACGAAACUGUAUCUGAUGACUGGAAAUGGGAACAAAUUCCGUGUUAUAGAUGUUGCUGCCGUCUCAGACUCACUUGGAGAGGAAUUGUGCGCAUCCCUGCCAGGAUUCCACGCCUUCUCAGGUAUUUUUCUUUAUUGAUUUGAAUAUUUUAAGAUAACUUUAAAAAAUAUUUAUUUAUUUUUUUCUUUGUAGGAUGUGAUACAACAAGUGCGUUUCUUGGUAAAGGGAAGUUAAAACCGUGGAAGGUCCUCAUGCAACAUCCAGAAUUCUGUGCAAUAUUCUCCAGGCUUGGCAAUCUGCCCAUCCAUGAUGACCUGGUAGACCUCCUGAACUAG
Paramuricea clavata is the source of this 3167-nucleotide messenger RNA. Lineage: Eukaryota; Metazoa; Cnidaria; Anthozoa; Malacalcyonacea; Plexauridae. The record is from the annotation of a GenBank genome assembly.